Molecule: messenger RNA, 1815 nt
Organism: Wickerhamiella sorbophila
Lineage: Eukaryota; Fungi; Ascomycota; Dipodascomycetes; Dipodascales; Trichomonascaceae
Product: Ribonucleases P/MRP protein subunit pop1
Exons: 1
Coding region: 1-1815 (604 amino acids)
Biological process (GO): tRNA 5'-leader removal
Cellular component (GO): ribonuclease MRP complex; nucleolar ribonuclease P complex
Source: RefSeq, a predicted model, not a curated record
AUGAAUCGGGCCCAGCAGAUCCUCGCUCGCAACUCAGAUCCAGCAGUCGUCACCGGGCGCCUGAACGUCCAGGACUUUGUUUCCGCGCGUAAAGCCGAGAUCGAAAGACUGGAGGCUUCACUUGGUGCCGCUGCUACACAGGGAAAGAAGAGAGCGUUUCAGACAGUGCCUCGCCGACUACGUCGCAGAACAGCCAGCCACAAUCCCGAGCGGGUUCCUAAGCGGUUGCGGAAACGUGCCCGAAUGGAGGCCUCUCAGGAUGCUGCAGUCGCACCGCGAAAAAAACCGGAUCACGGUAGACUACAGCAUACCCCUCAACCUACAGAUCACACGGGAAUUGGUACCAAGGCAUCUCGUCCUCCCGGGUUACGAUACGCGAAACGACAAAAGUCAGUAACGUGGUUGCCAACUCAUAUCUGGCACACCAAACGUGCACAUUUGGAGACCUUGUGGGGCUAUAAAGUCCCCGUACGCCCGACCCUCAAAUUUUACCGUGCCACACAUCGAAUCAGCGAAGAGCUCGAGGCUGGCAUGGCUUGGGACACUAGCUAUUUCGCUACGAUAAUUGUUGAGGGAGACCGCGGCAAACUUGAGCAAAAAGUUGGCAAAUCUUUUGUGAAUGCUACAAAGCCAAUUUACACAAACGGGGUCAAAGUAUGGCAGGGUCAAUUGGAGGAAGGGCCCGUACUGCUAUACUGGCAACCAGCUUGCCUGGUGGCUCACGUGCAUCCUGAAUUGUUUGAGACUGUUUGGAAUUUGUUUGAUGGGUUUCAAAGACAAGACUGCAGGUACAGCAUAGGAUCAAUUGAGGUUCUUGGGAAGCGGGCUCUAAGUACCCUAGUAGCCAGUCUGCGGCUACACAAGUCUUGCGAUAAAUCAGUCGAGACAUCGUGGCGGUCUCUGGCUCUAGUUGGUAGUGUGGAGAGUUUACCGCGACAUUCUGUGUUGAAUCUAAACAUUUGCGACCCAAGAGGUUACGUUGCCCACAAGCAGCGACCAAAAGGCACAGUGGAGAAGGCCGUAGAUACGUUGACCAGCUGGCCGUCAACCACAGCCCAGCUAUUUGAUGCAGAAACCCGGCGUGCUUCUGUUUGCUCCCAGCAAAGCCUUGAGGAAAUAAACAAACAACGGGUUGCAGGAACGACCCUUACAAUUGCCGACCCAGCCAUACCUGUUACAUUAAUCGCUCUCGAUGGUGGCCGAAUUCGCAUGCUCUUGCCAUGGGCUUGGGUGAACCCUGUUUGGAUGACCUUGAUGCAUUCUCAGUUAUCCGUUGGUGGGAUGAAACAGCAAGAGCAAAUCGCUUUUGAACGUGGCGUUUGCAGUUUCCCCAGGGACUAUCCUCUAACUCCUGCCGGUCAAGCAUGGGCUGCCGCUGAUAGGAAAAUUAGGUAUGACGCUUAUUUCCGCCGCCCGGCUGCGAAACGCGUUUCAUAUACACAAGAAAUCGGUGACGCAUUUACGUGUGACUGGUCUCUCUUGGGCGACCAAGCCCUGAAUGUUUCACCAGUAGUAGUUCGAACAGUGCUCCGGGGCGCUCCGCAGGACGGAGCCCGGAUUUAUGCUCUGCCACCGGAUGAUUAUCAACAUUGGCUACGAACGGCAAAUCAAGAAACAGCUCCCUCUUCUCUGCCUUCUACUCCCGGCCUCGAAUUCCUGAUUGGUUUUGUAACCUCUGGAAACUUUAAUUUACAGACGGGCACCGGAAUCGGCGUAGGCAGUUGCCUACAGAAUAAAGGAUGGUGCUUGGUGCGCAAUGUGGGACAGACACUGUGUCGCCUAGCGAAACUUGAACCAGCAAAGAUGUAUUUUUAA